This is a messenger RNA of Gambusia affinis (western mosquitofish), 2129 nucleotides long. RefSeq names its product tuftelin 1a (gene tuft1a). The record is from RefSeq and is a predicted model, not a curated record. Bases 136 to 1293 code for a protein of 385 amino acids. Gene Ontology annotation, cellular component: intracellular anatomical structure. Gene Ontology annotation, biological process: intracellular signal transduction. The transcript is spliced from 12 exons. Lineage: Eukaryota; Metazoa; Chordata; Actinopteri; Cyprinodontiformes; Poeciliidae.
GACAAUAAGCGUGGGUUAGACAGAAAGACACAGCAGUUACUGUGGACGGUCCGCCGGGAGACACAGCGCAGUUUAUUUAUUUAUUCAUCUAUUUAUUUCUUUGAGUGUGGGGUAUUUAUUGAAUCCGAGAGGAAGAUGAACGGAGUGACUAGAAGUCUUUGCACCUUUGAAGACAUCAGGAACAAUGAAUAUCCUGACGGUUGUAGACGACUGCGACUCACGCUCCACGACCAGAGAGAGGCGAACCGGAGCGCAGACCAGCACAGAGAUAAGCCAAUUGGACGAGCUUUCGCCCUGGUGCAACCGGCCAGCGAUCGGACCGCUUCGUACCCUGAACCAGUGAAGUCAAAAGAGGAGCAGGUGGAGAUCAUCAAGGUUUAUCUGGAGACUCGCAGACAAGAGCAGCAGAAACAACAAGAGAACCUGAAGAUGCUGUCAGAUGAAGUUUCACAGAUACAGGAGGUGAGGUACUGUCUGAAGAACCUGAGAGAGCAGAUGGCGGCCAAAACAAAGCCGCACACAAACGGGUGGAAGGUCGGAAUCCCGUUCCGAAAGAACGGGUUGUCUGCUCCCAAAACCGGAUCCAAAACCGACGGGCAGGAUGCAGAUGAAGAAGCAGAGAGAGACAAGCUGAGAGAGGUCAGCAAGCGUUUGUAUGCACAGCUGCAAGAGGCAGAAAAGAAGCACCAGGAGGAGAAAGAGAAACUGCAGGCUGAAGGCAGCAGACUUAGAGACUAUCUGAGCGACAAGGAGGAGAAGCUGAGGGUCACAGAAGAAGCCAGCGAGAAGAAAGACAAGCGCAUUGAAGAGCUGCAGAGGCUGCUGGGAGGAAUGGAGCACGAGAGCGCCACCCUGAGGGAGACCAUCCGCAGCCGCGAGGACGAACUGCGUGAGCUGCGGAAGAUGAGAGAGGAAGGCCACCAGGGGGAGCAGAGGGCUGAGCAGCUGGAGAAGGAGGUGGCUAUUCUCAAAGAAAAGAUCCACCAUCUGGAUGACAUGCUGAAAAGCCAACAGAGGAAAGUCAGACACAUGAUUGAGCAGCUCCAGAACUCUCGCAUGGUGAUCCAGGAGCGGGACCGUGUGAUCCAAGAGCUGGAGGAGAAAGUGGCAUUCUUGGAGGCUGAGAAUCGAGAAAUGCGUGACCAGAUGGAUUACUUCCUGGGGGGACAAAGGUCAAGCUCCUAUCUCUCAACAGAGCGCAAUCCACAGAUUGUGUACAGUAAACCACUGAAGCCGUCCACCUCCUCAAACAAACCACUGCCCUUCAUCAAAGUCAUCGAGAUCCGGUCAUGAGAAAACAGAAGAACCUGACAGCCAACAGCAGCAGACUUUUUUCCAGACUGAAUUCAGACAGCAGCUCUGCUGGUGACCACAUCAGAUCGAAAGGAGAAUCAGAGCUGAGCCUUCCCAAACUGCAGCUUUAACAGCUCCACUAAAGCCGCUUUCCGACUAAACAAUGUUUGAAGGAAACAAUGGAGUGAUCAGCAGCUCCCGCUGUGUAUUUGCCUCAUGACUGUGUGCAAGUCAGCUUUACGUAGAUGCGUUAGUGACUCAAAUGUGCAUUUUCUGUUUUUGCUAUUAGUCGAGUGAUAUCUCUCCUUGUUCUGACCUGUUGUCAUUCUUAUCACACAUUUGAACUUUGAGUUUAUAGCGUUGACUGUGCAGUUUUUUCCCUAUUCAUGACAACAUAACAACGCUCAACUAAAGUAAUGUAGCAUUGAUGUACUGUUGCUUACUCACACUGGCCUGAUAGAUCACGUAAAAAGCAUUAACAGUACAGGUUUGUCAUUUUCGAACAUAUGACCCUUUCAUAUGUACACAGCCAUUUGUGAGUAGAAACCUAUAUACAAAAAAAAAUGUAAUUACUAUUUGGGUCUUUCACAUUUUCAGAAUUAGUUUGGUCCCCUAAAACAGCAGGGCAUUUUGUGAAACUGUGAGCACACAGAAGGAAAACUGAAGGCGUCUUAAUUUGUACUUUGCAUGUAAUUAGAUGUUUAAAAUUCAAACAACUUUCUGCUUUUUAUUUAUUUAUGCUAAAAUAAAACCUGUUUGAUAGAAGAGCUUUUGUAUGAAGUACUUGUCUUGAUCUGUUAUCUCUGUAAUUUUCAGAAUAAACACUUUACAAAGUG